UCAGACAAUUUUCCAUUUUCUCGCACCAACCGAAACCUCGAAUUUGUGACUUUUCGCGACAACACACGACCUCAUUUCGACAACGGUACUCACGACAAACCUUCAAGAUGUCGUCCGGAAAAGUCAAGGCUGGCCAACUCUGGUCCAAGAGCAAGGAGGACCUCACCAAGCAGCUGGGAGAGCUGAAGACCGAGCUUGGUCAAUUGCGCACACAGAAGAUUGCCGGAGGUUCAUCCGCCAAGCUCACCAAGAUCCAUGAUCUCCGAAAGUCGAUCGCCCGCGUCCUCACAGUCAUCAACGCCAACCAGCGAUCGCAACUCCGCCUCUUCUACAAGGGCAAGAAGUACCUCCCUCUCGACCUCCGACCCAAGCAGACCCGCGCCAUUCGACGACGCCUGACGAAGCACGAGAGCGGGAAGCAGCUGGAGAAGACGAAGAAGCGCGCGGUCCACUUCCCCCAGCGGAAGUAUGCUGUUAAGGCUUAGAUUUGAGAAGAUCGCAGGCUGGCGUGGUUCGGGAUGAUUUGUGGCAUGGCUCUUUCGCAAAACGGCUGGAUGCUUUUUUCAACGGCCGGUGUAUCAUCGAGGAUAUAGCGUGGCGGGGCAUGGCGCCUACUCAAAUAUAAAGAGCGGCAUUGAACAAAUACCCUACCCAUAUUUGUGCUCUCUCCCUCCCUUGCUACGCAUAACUUCGGAAAUUCUUUACCGCCGCCGCACACCGGAAUGAUAUGAAUGAAUGAGUG
Messenger RNA from Amorphotheca resinae ATCC 22711, 742 nucleotides. RefSeq lists its product as hypothetical. Gene Ontology annotation, molecular function: structural constituent of ribosome; mRNA binding. Gene Ontology annotation, cellular component: ribosome; cytosolic large ribosomal subunit. The record is from RefSeq and is a predicted model, not a curated record. The coding region runs from base 108 to 485 and encodes 125 amino acids. Lineage: Eukaryota; Fungi; Ascomycota; Leotiomycetes; Helotiales; Amorphothecaceae. The transcript has 4 exons. Gene Ontology annotation, biological process: maturation of LSU-rRNA from tricistronic rRNA transcript (SSU-rRNA, 5.8S rRNA, LSU-rRNA); translation.